Molecule: messenger RNA, 220 nt
Organism: Bombyx mori (domestic silkworm)
Lineage: Eukaryota; Metazoa; Arthropoda; Insecta; Lepidoptera; Bombycidae
Gene: RpL39
Product: ribosomal protein L39
Biological process (GO): translation
Cellular component (GO): cytosolic large ribosomal subunit; ribosome
Molecular function (GO): structural constituent of ribosome
Source: RefSeq, marked provisional
CUUGAUUGUUCAAAAUGUCGGCCCAUAAGACGUUUAUUAUUAAGCGCAAAUUGGCCAAAAAGCUGAAACAAAACAGACCCAUUCCUCAGUGGGUAAGGAUGCGCACAGGAAACACUAUUCGAUAUAACGCUAAGAGGCGUCACUGGAGAAGGACAAAGCUCAAGUUGUAAGCUUGUGAAUGUGUUAAAUGUAAUCUAAUAAAAACCCUGUAAAGUCAAAA